Juglans microcarpa x Juglans regia is the source of this 1112-nucleotide messenger RNA. RefSeq lists its product as uncharacterized. The coding region runs from base 399 to 809 and encodes 136 amino acids. NCBI's taxonomy places the organism in Eukaryota, Viridiplantae, Streptophyta, Magnoliopsida, Fagales, Juglandaceae. The transcript is spliced from 2 exons. The record is from RefSeq and is a predicted model, not a curated record.
UAUGUAGACAUAUUCUUGCCAUCUUUUCAGCUAAGAAAGUCCAUGAGUUGCCAGAAAAGUACAUAUUAGACCGGUGGAGGAAAGACACAAAACGAGCUUAUACUAUUAUUUCGACCAGUUAUGACGCUGUUGAUCAGAGACCCGAAACUGUUAGGUAUAAACGUAUUUUGAGAACUUUCUAUGAGGUAAUAACAAAUGCAGUUUCGUGUGAUGGGCAUACUGAGGAAAUGAUUUCGAACUUGUAUGCGAUGAAUGAGGUAUGACGCACAUCGAAGCCCUCCAACAUAGAUUCCAAUGUUGGAGGAAGUACCGUGAAUUCAGUCAUCGAAGGAAGUUCCAAAAGGGUGCUAAGUCCCCAUGUUGUCAGAGGCAAGGGAAGACCCCCGUGUAAGAGGAGGAUGUCGACGAUGGAGGAACAAGUGAAGAAAAUUAAAACUAAGGCUACGAAUAAGAAAAAAGAUAAGGGAAAAAGUAGACUGAGGUGUAGAUUGGAUACCGAACUAUUGGAAAGCAGUGAAAACCAACUCGGCUUAUCAGGAAUGAGGAUGCAAGAAAAUGUACAAACUCCCACAAUGGUCAAUGAAGAAAGUGGACAACAUCCAGUGAUAGAGACACAAGAAAGUGGACAACAUCCAGUGAUAGGGACACAAGAAAGUGUACAAUUACCACUUGAAUUCAUUUUAUUGUAUAGUUCGUUGUUUUUUAUGUGGGUCUUACAUUGUCUGCUAUUAUGUUCACAGAUGCAACUAGGAAUGGAUGGAACACAGCCGGAGAUGGCAGAUGGAACGCAGCCAAGCAGCUUCUUGUAGCAAGAUUUUAUAGAUCCAUUAUGUUUGAGAAUGUUGUGUGUUGAUAGAAUUUGGGUUGGAUGUGGUUUGUUCGCAUGUGUGUUAGGGGUGGUUUUGUAGGAAUUUGCGUGUUGGUGUUGGUGUUGGUAUGUUGGUUAUGUAUUAGUGGUGAAAGUGUACGUUUUGUAAAUGCGGCUUAGUAUUUGAGCCCACAUUUUGCACAUUUUGUAUCCAAGUACGCUAUAUAUGUAAAUUGGAGUUUUUAUCCAAGUACUCAAUUUAUGUGGUUUUGAUUGAAUGUGACUGUCAUCAGUUUAUGAGUUG